Messenger RNA from Lates calcarifer (barramundi perch), 2440 nucleotides. RefSeq names its product solute carrier family 39 member 13 (gene slc39a13). Gene Ontology annotation, cellular component: membrane. Lineage: Eukaryota; Metazoa; Chordata; Actinopteri; Centropomidae. Bases 328 to 1476 code for a protein of 382 amino acids. The transcript is spliced from 11 exons. The record is from RefSeq and is a predicted model, not a curated record. Gene Ontology annotation, molecular function: zinc ion transmembrane transporter activity. Gene Ontology annotation, biological process: intracellular zinc ion homeostasis; zinc ion transmembrane transport.
UUGCUUUUAGGUUUCACUCUUCACUGUCUUUAUGUUCUGUCACAACUCAUAUCUAAAGACAGCAGUGUAGUCUGAUGGGGCCCUUGAGGACAACAUUGAUGGAUCCUGAUACGUGGCUGUUUUUGGGAAAGCCCUGGUGACCGACAGUUACUUGUGUGCUGCAGCUAGCGGAUCCCAGCCUUCCUCAGCAGCUGGGGAGAGAGCACAAACUCAGCGGCGCAAGCCUGCCUCCACCAAGCCGGCCUGGAUGGCAGGGACACACUGGUGCAAAGACUGCCGAAACCAUAAGCAUUACUGGUUGCAAGUGCUCUUUGGACCGUGGGACGGAUGAAAGGUGGAAGCUGUAGGAGGCCCUGCUGGGCUGUUGCUGCUCUGUUUAUCCCAGUUACCCUGCUGAUGCUGACCUCCAGAGGGGCAUCAAGCAGCCAGAAGAUGACACAAACAGCUAUGGCUCAUGCAACAGCCACGGCUGCAGGACCAGGCCGCAGCCUGACAGAUGACCUCCCAGGCCUCCAGGCCGUAGCAGACUUCUUAGCCAGCGAACAUGCUCAUGUUUGGCUCCUGUCCCUGGUGGGCUCUGUUGCUGUGGGCCUCAGUGGGGUUUUCCCCCUGCUUGUCAUUCCCAUUGAGGCUGGAGCAGCCCUCAAAACAGAAGCUGGAUGCCAGAAGUUGAAGCAGCUCUUGAGCUUUGCUAUUGGUGGUCUCCUUGGCGAUGUGUUUCUUCACCUCCUUCCUGAGGCGUGGGCACUCUCUGGCACUUCAGCUGGUAAACAAAACCACUACGCGACCCAGGGCUUGUGGGUAAUCGUUGGCCUGUUGGCCUUCCUGCUCCUGGAGAAAAUGUUCCCAGACCAAGACAGCCACGAGGAUCCGACUUCAAACUCAGACCUGAAUUUUAACUCUCCUACACAGUCUAAUUCAGUUUUCAGUGAAAAGGCAGUGGUAUCACUCAGAAACGGGCACCAUGCUGAGUCAUGGAAAUCCUCCAAGCAACAGAGUCUGCAGGAAAGAUCAGAGAAAAUCAAGACAAGUGGCUACCUAAACCUGCUGGCUAACUGCAUUGACAACUUCACUCAUGGACUAGCAGUAGCAGGGAGUUUCCUGGUUAGCAAAAAGGUUGGGUUCCUCACCACCUUUGCUAUCCUGCUCCAUGAAAUCCCCCAUGAGGUGGGAGACUUUGCCAUCCUGCUGAGGGCCGGCUUUGACCGAUGGAGCGCCGCUCGCAUGCAGCUGUCCACAGCUCUUGUCGGGGUCUUGGGAGCUUGCUUUGCUCUGUGCACUCAGUCACCAAAAGGCACAGAAAAUGCCACUGCCUGGAUUUUGCCUUUCACUUCUGGAGGCUUUCUCUACAUAGCCCUGGUGAAUGUGGUCCCUGACCUGUUAGAAGAGUCUAGCUUAAGACACUCCCUUCUGCAGAUCCUGCUCAUCUUCUGUGGAGUGGCUGUCAUGGCUCUGCUCUCUGCCAUUGUUGACUGAACAUGGAGGCCUUACCAAACACUAAAACCCAGCACUGAAGGGAAAUCCCAUUCUCUACCAACUCCUCAUAUCUGGUACCUCUCAUUCUUAAAAACCACACCUUGACUAAGAGAUUUCACCUCUCCGACAUCAUCGUCAUCGUAUUAUCAUCAAAUUACACCAAAACAAAUGUCUGACAAAAGAAUGGCACUUUAUGGAUGGAUGAGUGACAGGUCUUCUCGAUCUGCUGACAGGACAUUUGUGUGGACACUUGAAAAUGUGCCAAACAUGAAUAUCAAGAGACUUAAGAGGGUUUGUAUCGAUAUCUGUCACCAAAUCGUUUAAUAUUGUUGAUCAGACAAUCAUGUUGUUUUGCACAUUUACAUUUACACAGGUACACCUGAUGUACCUGCUCAACAGAACAGGCGUCAUUGGACCUUCACAGGGACCCCUUCGUCUUUGAAAUGUAUUGAACGCUAAAUUGUUUAAGCAUCGUAAGUAUUUGUUACUGUUGUGCAUCUUUUGUUUCUGUUGUAGCUGCUGCAUAUUUAUUGAAAAAGACACAAGCAACCCAGUUUUAUCAGACGCGUGCUGCAGCCACCACGCCAUAAUCUUGUCUAGUUAAGAAAUAAGUGCCAAGAAGUCAGGAUGGUCUGUUACACUAGUGUCCGAUCUACACAUAAGUAUACUUUUUUCAUGGUUGUAUCUCCCUCACUCACAGUACAGUCUGCACCUUUUAAAACACAAGAUGGUGCUUACACAGAGUCAAUAAAUAAAUGUUUAAAAAGUUUAAAGUAAUUGAAGAAAAAGAUUGAUGCUGUUUGUACUCAGUCUUGACCUAUACUUGUUACCAGGAACUCUGUGAGUCAUUAGACAGAUAAAAACUCUUCACCAUGCAGGAUUAUUCAUUUCUUUAUGUUGUUUACUCACCUCUCGGUUAAAGUUUCCACUCCCGAGGAAAUAAACUUUAAAUUUCUCUAUAAUA